AUGUCGCCUUUAUUGUCAUCUUCUAUUGCAUCGCUUUCACUUGAAGCGAUCGAGAAUAUUAUUUUACGUGCAUAUUCAGAUGUUUGUCGUCUUGUACUUGAUACGAAUAUGUAUCAACAAGAUCAAAUUUUACCAUUGGAAAAAAUGUCGAAAUUAUCUAGUCUUCAACUUAUGAAAUUACGAAUAGUCGAUUAUUCCUGUCCUGACAAAUAUGAUCCGGAUUUCGAUCCAGAUUCAGACGAUAACAGUUCGGACGAAGAUGAAGAAAUCAUCGAAAAUGACGCAGAUGGCGAUGAUUCACCCGACGAUGAAGACGACGACAGUUUGUCUGAUCAUCUCGUCAGUGCCAGUACGGUUAGAUUUCAAGGAAUGCGAGUUUUCGACUCCAUUAAUCCGACUUUGGCUAAGUCGUACUUUAUUGUCAAUAUCAAUGAUACAAGAAAAUAUUUACAUAAACAGACAGCUGCUUGGCCUCUUUCAGAGGACAACCCUAUUUUGUCUUCUGAUCGUUUAAAGCGUGUUAUGACUAAUAAAUAAAAUAUGCUUCUCUUACAUUUCUGAACACUAAAUAUUCACAUUCUCUCUUUAGCAUCUUAUACAAACUCUCGAAGAUUAUUUUAGCUAAUAUUACAUAGAAACGUCUGUCCUUUUUCACUUGCUAAGAAUGUGAAAGGAAUUUAUCUUAUUUUCCUCGUUAAUAUAUUCACUUUUUCUAUGAAAACUUCUUAGUCAAGUUAAAGAAUUCUUUUGAUGCUCUAACACAGAAAUCUUAUGUUUGCUAUAAAAUCUUCGACUCGUGGCACGACAUUUGCGCGCGUGACAUUUGCGCGCCGACACUUGCGCGCCGACAAUUUCGCGCACGACACUUGCGCGCAGCGGCACUUUCGCGCAACGACAUUUUCGCGCACGACACUUACGCGUGCGACACUUGCGCGCAAAAUGAUUUUUUUCUGCGCUUGACUUCGUUCUGGGUUGGAUAUAACUACGGAUGUGGCUUAGGAAAUAGAUGCUGGCUGUGCGUGUGGGUGUGAGGGUUAAGUAU
Rotaria sordida is the source of this 1042-nucleotide messenger RNA. The record is from the annotation of a GenBank genome assembly. NCBI's taxonomy places the organism in Eukaryota, Metazoa, Rotifera, Eurotatoria, Philodinida, Philodinidae.